CAGUUGAGAUUUUUCUGGAAACUUAUCAGCUUCUGAUUUGUAGCGCAAAUGGUUAUGGCCAAACAGUAACGGGUAAUUGCCAUCAAAACCCUCUCUCUCUCUCUCUCUCUCUCUAUCCUCUUUCUCUCUCUAGAAUUUGCAAAAUGUUAUGCCGGAAAAACUUCGUAACGAAAAAACCCGGAUCGGUUCCUGUACAUCUAAACGUGUAUGAUCUAACCCCCAUCAAUGGCUACGCUUACUGGCUUGGACUCGGUGUUUACCAUUCCGGUAUUCAAGUUCAUGGAGUGGAGUAUGCAUUCGGGGCACACGAUUAUCCGACAACCGGGAUAUUCGAAGGGGAGCCGAAGCAGUGCGAAGGGUUCACAUUCCGAAAGUCGAUUCUGAUUGGUUGGACUGAUUUGAGCUGUGGAGAUGUAAGAAAAGUUAUGGAGGGUCUUGCUGACAAAUACAGGGGUGAUGCUUACAACCUCAUCACCAAGAACUGCAACCACUUCUGCCACGACGCCUCCGUUAAACUCACCGGAUUCCCGAUUCCCAGUUGGGUUAAUCGCCUCGCCAGAAUCGGUUUGUUGUGCCACUGCAUUAUUCCAGCGAAUUUAAAUUCGACAAAAGUUGGGCACCAUAAUAAAAUAGAAGACAAAGCAUGCGAACAAGUGGUGGAGAAGAAGAAAUUGAGAAGCCGUUCGAAUAGGUCCUCUAAUUCGUCUUCAAAUUCGUCGAAAUCUUCGUCUUGCUCGCCUCCAUUAGCAGCCACCAUCAGCAAUAGUCGAAGCAGAAGCUCUCUGCCCCAAUCUUCACAUUUGAUUCUUGAUUCUGCUGCAAAUUAGUGUUCUCAAAUGUUAAUUUACGGAUCCAAUAUUUAUUUCUCUCAUUGAUUAUUAUUAUUUUCUUUUUAAAUUUUUUUUUUCUCUCUCAUGUAAUCUUAUAAUGCUGAUAGUGUUUUUUUUAUGAGAAGCAGCCUUUGAGAGAUCUGUAUAAACUGCACAUUAGUGUGAAUUACAUGUUUCCUUUUUUUUCAAA
Molecule: messenger RNA, 1020 nt
Organism: Erythranthe guttata (spotted monkey flower)
Lineage: Eukaryota; Viridiplantae; Streptophyta; Magnoliopsida; Lamiales; Phrymaceae
Product: deSI-like protein At4g17486
Biological process (GO): protein deubiquitination
Molecular function (GO): deubiquitinase activity
Source: RefSeq, a predicted model, not a curated record